Trypanosoma grayi is the source of this 2286-nucleotide messenger RNA. Its product is annotated as putative leucine-rich repeat protein (LRRP). The transcript has a single exon. Lineage: Eukaryota; Euglenozoa; Kinetoplastea; Trypanosomatida; Trypanosomatidae. The coding region runs from base 1 to 2286 and encodes 761 amino acids. The record is from RefSeq and is a predicted model, not a curated record.
AUGCCCGUCGCGCGGAAACCCCCGCCGGCGUGGUCGGCCAAAGCACUCCCUCCGCGGGCUGAAGGAGUGGAGUGUGAUGCGCACGUGCCGAUGGGGUGUGGCAAGUCGUGCGGCGGUAGCAGACUCUCCCCGCUUCUGCAGCGACAGCAGGGACGUUGGCGGGAGCCCUGCUCCUCGUUGCAUUCCAGCCCUCGUCAGCGCUCUAAUGCCGCGUCCCCGGCGGUUGCUAGCACCUCUAGAGCAAAGAAACGUCCCUUAAUGACUAGCACCCAAAACUGUAGCCGUGCAAAAUGUACAAAGGCACCUCUUAUUCCUUCAAACGGUGGCGAGUUGGCCAUGGGUCAACAUGAAAAGCUAAUUGCUCAACGGCUUUCAAAUACGUCAUGUGUUAGUUCUUUUGAAUCACUGUCCCGCUUCGUUCCUGUGUCAAACGUUGUUGUAGGACACGGGGCUGCGAGCGCUUCCACAGAGUGCCACGAUGUGGACGAAAUGGGGGUCAAUAGUAGUGUUGUCUUUGGGGAUGUUCUCACAGAUGACAUGCUGCGAGAAUGGACGGGGUGGGAGGAUCUUCACUUGGUGCUCAGUGCGGAGUUCCGUGUGGAUGCAUUGCGCACUGUGGGUAUCGAUACACUUGGUGAAAGGCUGCCCCUUUUGAACUCACUCAGGUUGAACAAUUCCCGGAUCCCCCAGAUACGUCAACUUGGGACAAAAUUUAUGAAUUUAAAACGAAUUUGGCUUGGCAGCUCACACUUGGAAAACCUGCGUGGUAUUGGUGCAUGUGUCCCAGUACUGGAGGAACUCUACGCUGCGUUUAAUUCGGUGCACGACAUUACACCGCUUUUAGACCUGAGCGAAACGCUUGAAGUGGUGGAUUUGGAGGGAAACGAGAUACAAGAUACCACGUCUCUGAUACGAUGCCUGCCGCUCCUGAAGAAGGUAAAAUACUUAACAUUACAAGGGAAUCCUGUCGUGAUGCGUCAAUCUAUCCCGAGUAAAACAAACAAUGAUAGAGCAGGGAACCGUUACCUUUCCAAGUCGUUCCGUGAGUUUGUGCGCUCUCUGAUGCCAGACCUUCAGUACUUGGACGACACUGCACUCAACUUUAGAAGUUCCCCCAACUCAGGGCGCGAGCAGAAGCAGGGCGGAAAAGGCGGCGCAGCACGAAAGAAGAAUUUACAUACCCACGUUGACCCCUUAAAUGUUGCCCUGUGCGAUGAAUACAUGUUCCUGCAAAAGUGUAUACGUGAAUGCGGUUUUGAUGCGCUGGAGGAGGCGGUUGCGGAAGAAACGCGAGCUGUGUGCUCGAGACCUCAGACUUCCUCUGCAGGUGCGCGUCGUUGUGGAUCCGCCUUGGCCAAUUCUCAGGGUUCCCAGCGUCCCUGCAGUUCCUCACAAAGAGUGCUUCGUUCGCUCAGUGGGUCUAAUCGUAUCAGCAGUGGUGAUGUCAGGUGGCCUGUCAAUGGCCGCAUAACACCUACUCCACCUGCCUCGUUGCAAUCGCCAUUUGUGUCCUCACUGACGUCGGGUCGUGUGCUGGUGGGCGGCGGUGCCGGUCUUCGCCGCGGCCUUCCACCGCUGCGACCGUCACAAGUAACCACCAGUGUUAGCAGUGCCAACAGCAGCAGCAAUGGAGAGAGUAGCAGUGCUCACCAUCAUGACUCAUCUGGUAUGGGUACGUCCUCUCCUGCAGUGGUGAGAAUAGAUGCAAAUUCACCUCUCCCAACAGGUGAACUGAAUUCCCCCGAUGCUUUGCCGUUACGUGCUGAGCCUGGUGAUGACAUUCCACUCUUUGAUGAGGAUGAGGAUGAGUGGGAUUUGUAUAAACAGAAUUUGAUGCGCCGUGUGGAGUCGAGAGACUCUGGUUUGCAGCGCUGGGCCAAAUACAUUAGUAGUGGGAGUGCUGUCUCUUCCCGCGUUGGCAAUGAAAGUGGGGGUAUGUCGUCAUGUUCGCACGUAGCGUCGACGCGGGACACCUCGGCAAGCAGUGGAAUCACUCCCACUCCCAGUGUGAACAAACCACAGACACCCGCAGUGGCUUCCUCAUCGUCACUGUUGCCGGCACCGCCCCCACGAUCAGCGACAAUGACCGAGGGUGAAAAAAGUAACGCAAUGAUCGAUAAGUGUUUAUCUGCCAGCAAGUCGCAUGGGGAUGAGGUGGAGGAGGAAGAUGAUGACGAGGAUAAAAAGGCAUGGCAAUGGGAAUUAGUCCGCUCCGUUGCGCGUUCGCGUACCCAAACGGCCCGAGCCGCCUCUGCUCUGGGAUGUCUACGACUCGGCGAGGAAUGA